Candoia aspera is the source of this 1189-nucleotide messenger RNA. RefSeq names its product Fanconi anemia group F protein-like. Bases 20 to 1075 code for a protein of 351 amino acids. Gene Ontology annotation, cellular component: Fanconi anaemia nuclear complex. The record is from RefSeq and is a predicted model, not a curated record. The transcript has a single exon. NCBI's taxonomy places the organism in Eukaryota, Metazoa, Chordata, Lepidosauria, Squamata, Candoiidae. Gene Ontology annotation, biological process: interstrand cross-link repair.
GAAUUUUGCUCUUUGUCUCAUGGAGAUGCUGCUCUUGCAAACUGAGCAGUUGCCUAGCCUUUUGGCAGCCUCCCGCUCACGACUGGUACAAAAUUGGGAUCCCACAACUCUAACGCGAGCUCUAAAUUGGGGCCGCUUCUUUUGGCGACUCCACAGCCAUCUUCGGGCUCAGCCAAGCCUCUGGGAAGCUUUGAAGCGACAGCUGAAAAAAAGAGGUCUGGUCAGGUUAAGUCAGUUGAAGCGCUGCCCAGAGCUGCUGGGGUUGGCACUGCUGGAGAAUCGGGCUUUGCCCUCUACCACCCGCCACAGACUUUUCUGCAGCUUCUUGAUACCGGCAACUGGUGGGGAGGAGCCCUUCAUUAGUCUACUGGCAAGACGUAGAGCUGCCUCCCAGCUUCUCCUUGGUCACUUGGAACCUCCUGUAGAAGGAAUAGCUGGUGUUGAGCAAUGGGAAGGCUUGCCAGUGAGAGUCCAGGCUCAGCUGCUGCUUUCACAGCUACAAGGUGAUGGAGGAGGUGACGGGGACCAAGGCCAAACCGCCUCAGCCUUGUUGGACGGUUUGCCCUGUGGUCCUGUGCUCUACAGAGCAGUGGCUGCAGCACUGGUGGAGCCUGGUUGGGAAACGGAGGCCAGGGUGUUGCUUCUCCCUUGGUUGCUCCUUGGAGACCCAGCUCGUCUAUCGUCCUUCUGCCGCUUUCUGUCUCCCCGGUGUUUGGCUUCACUUUGUGCCCAUUACCCUGAAUUACUUGCUGCUUAUUUGAGUUUCCUUUCAGCCUGGGGAAGCUGUCUCAGUUAUGACCCUCUGCAUGGGGAAUGGCAAACCAGCAGUCUAAGAAAAGAUGAAGUACCUUGGCAGGAGAUGCAGGACCGCAUCCGUUGCCUUUGCCAGGAGCCAGAACCUCUGGGCAGCACAGUCCAGACUCAGCUAAGACAGCUGAAGGCCCAGGAUGGGGACUUUGAAGUCCGAGGUCUGAGCAUUUGGACUGACCUUUUGCUGGAUAUGGAGAUUCCUGCUUUUGAAAGGAAACCUGGGGGAUUUCUUUUAUUAUCUUCUGUAAAGCUUAACUCUCAGUAACUAAAAAUGUUGAAUGAGAAAGCGUAGGUAUUAUACAAAUCAAGUGUAAAAUUCUAUGAUAGUUAUGAAAAAAAUAGAUUUAAUAUCUAAAUAAAUGUAAACUUGGGGAAACUA